AUUAGAAAUUAUAUUUAAAGUUUCGUGUUAUAAGUAGUUAAUUAUUUACAGCAAUCAGUUAUUUAAUUUAUUGAAAUAUUUAAGUUAUAUCUUUUGGGAAUGUCGGAAAUAUAUAAUUGGGAAGAUUUACCUAAAGAUAUAACACCAGAUUUUGUUUCGAUUCCAGAAGAUUAUGAUUUUCCAUUCUAUCUUUCCGAAAAAGAAGAAUGGAUCAAUUAUAAAUAUCUAGAAAAAAAGAAAGGUAGAGUGUCGGUAAGCGAACCUUGUUUAAUAACAGAGUUGAACAGAUUUGUGCCUUAUCUAGAGAAUGGCGGUAUUAAAUUUCAUCCCCUUAAUAUGCCUUACAUUAAAAUAGGAAAGAUAGAAAUAGUAGGCUUUGUAUUAGGCACCUCACAGGAUGCAAGAUUUCAUGAAUAUCAGGUUGAUGAUGGAACAGGGACUAUUAAAAUUUUUUAUGAAAAAAGAAAAUUUGACAUGGAUAGUUAUAAAAGGUGUAUUAUUGACAAAAAGUAUGGUAAACAUGCAAGGAAUAUCGAUAUGAAUGGAUUGCAGACACAAAUAUGUCCAUCAAAGUUUCCUAAUCCACGUCCAAACUUUUAUUAUCCACCUGAUACAAGUAUACGUACUAUGGCUAUUAUAGAACAUAACUGGGCAUUGGAGACAAAUAAUGGUUUGCUUGGUAAAAAAAUUACCCCUCAUGAUUAUAUACAUGCAGUAGGGUAUUGUUCGCUUGACUUUCUUGAUAGAAAAAAAUCACGGAAAGAGAUUACAUUUGAAGAUUUGUCUGUUGCAAAAUUGAAUUUCUAUGCAACUGCAGUGACUUGCAUCGAUGAGUCUGAAUAUAAUACAAAACUAGUUUCAUGGUUGGGUACAGUUGUUCAAAGAAGAUACCGUACACCCGAAAAAAGUUCAUCAACUUCUUAAAAAUUCGGAUAUCUUCUCGAUGCUUUGAUUCAGUAUUAAUAAAGAUAAGGGUAAGAAUGUAAAAUAUAUUACUUAAAAUGUAUAUAUUUAUAAUCGAACAAUAAAACAAUAUGUGAAUA
Molecule: messenger RNA, 1043 nt
Organism: Osmia lignaria (orchard mason bee)
Lineage: Eukaryota; Metazoa; Arthropoda; Insecta; Hymenoptera; Megachilidae
Source: RefSeq, a predicted model, not a curated record